This is a messenger RNA of Trypanosoma theileri, 1491 nucleotides long. RefSeq lists its product as uncharacterized. The record is from RefSeq and is a predicted model, not a curated record. The coding region runs from base 1 to 1491 and encodes 496 amino acids. NCBI's taxonomy places the organism in Eukaryota, Euglenozoa, Kinetoplastea, Trypanosomatida, Trypanosomatidae. The transcript has a single exon.
AUGGGAAGAACCAGAAGAAGAAUAGUAGUGAAAAUAUUAUUUCUUUUAGUUUUAUUGCCUUUUAUACACGCACCACUUUGUUACGGUUUGUCUGAUGGCAGUGAUACCAGUUCAUCACAGGAUGAUAGUAGUUUCGGGGUCUUGACCCCAACACGCACAACCCGUACUCUAACCAUAACGCCAACGGAAUCUCUCUUUACUCCUACUUUAACUACGACAGAGACUGUUUCUCCCACAUAUUCUCCAACAAUUUCAUUAACACAUACACCUUCUAUUCUCAUAUCUGGUACACAAACAGUACGGUAUUCACCAACCAUUUCACCCACUCUUUCACUUACUCCAUCAUUAGAGGAGGUACCUGAUAAUAUGUAUACUCGAGCAGAAAGUUGUGGAAUUCAAUCAAUAAAUCAGUGUGCAGAACGAUUUUGUAAUUGUAUAACUAAAUCGCCAUAUAGAGAAAAUAGUUCUUUAUGGCAUCCUGGAAAUGGCGUCUACCGAUGUGAUGAGGAAGCAAAUAGAAACUGUUACUAUAUUCAGUAUUGUGUGCGUGAACGAGUUUCAUGUAUAUGGAAUGCUUCUUUUGAAUAUCAUAAGAAUCCUUCUCGUAUGGAACCUUAUCGUUAUCCUCUGGAAAUAUUUGGGAACACGGGGGACGCUGAUAAUGAUGGUAUAUGCCAUGGAAUGGAACAUAUUUACGGUAAUUUUAGUCAACUUUCAUCAGAUGUAAGUUACUAUGAUUCUUUAUUUUAUAGUGAAUGUGUAGAUUACGUGACAUAUAUUUUAAAAAGAACGGCUGGACUCCUUUGUAUUCCGAAAGCGGUCCCCAUGUAUUCAUGUGGUCCAUCAUUGUUUCCAGUCGCACCUACACGAUUUAGUAAUUACACUUCUAUUCCAAAAGGUUCACGUAGACUUGUGAUUUCUAUUAGAGCACGUAUUGUUGGUGAUUAUGCUGCCUUCUUCAAUGAGUCUGAAACCAUACAAGGUAAGGCUUCUGAAUACUGGUUAAGUGAAUUAAACAGUGGUAUGUAUAAAUCCUUUCAUAACGCCAUUGGUGUUGAUGGAGAGUUUGCCAUGGAAUACUCAGAUGAGUGUAUUACUGUACAUUACAACGUUGGAGUGGGAGAUGCAGAUCCAUGGGUGGGAGAUUUAGUCACCGCAAAUGCUCUUCGUUUAAUGUUACGUAAUGUCUCUUGGAUGGAAAAGGCUCAAGUGGUAUUGGAUGCGGCCCAUCGCACCUCAAACCUCACAGUUCCUAUUGUGGUCUACGGUGUAGGCUUUGAGGCUGGGACUGGACAACUUGAACAGAAACUCUGCGAUGGGAGUUGUGUGGCUGGUUUGACGUUUGCAAUGGUGAUGGCGUUAGUGGUGUUUUCUGUUUCUCUGAUGUUGUGCGUGCGACGUCCACAACCGAAGUAUUCGAUGAUUGAUAUCACAUAUGACUCGGAAGAGGAAAUGGAUAGUAUAAGUGAAAGACCACCCAUGAAGCGAUAA